Messenger RNA from [Torrubiella] hemipterigena, 4135 nucleotides. The record is from the annotation of a GenBank genome assembly. NCBI's taxonomy places the organism in Eukaryota, Fungi, Ascomycota, Sordariomycetes, Hypocreales, Clavicipitaceae.
GCAAAGGAAGCCGAUUGCAGUGAAUGGAAAGAGAGAGGGACACAAAAUGAUUCCAUCUCAUUGUGGAUGGUGCGUGCAGCAGCAACAGCACGCAGUCGACAUACGAUCACUAAAAAUAAUGCACCAUGGCCUCCACCGUGGCGUGCCCGCGUUGUUGUUCGCUUCAUCACCAGCCUUGGCCUGUGUUGCGCCUCCCACCUCCCGCUAACAAAAGUACAGCACGUCGUCUCGUUUUCGCGUUGGGCUUCAGUGGACUUGAGGAAGCCAAGAAGCCCACUGUAGAGUAAGAGCAGUGCACCCCGCGUCGACGCCCCCGCCGCCCGGCCCUGCCCCCCUCCCCGCUGGACACACCAACUACCUACCAGUGCCGGAGCUGCAGGUUUGCAUUACACUCACUGGGGGCAGCAGCUCCUACAGCACAAUAGUUACAGCACCAGGCUAUACUGUACGGCACCACUGCACCGCCCAGGCCCGCCGCGCCAGGCUGAGCCGCCGCCCACCAAAACCCACCCCUGACUGGAUUUUCCACCCCUGCACCACCCUUUCCCCUCCCAGAACGAGCCAAGGCAGGGAAAAAGGACCGCCGAACCCGCCUGGAGCCAGUGGCCCGUAGCCGCUAUUCCUGCUUUUUCUCCUCGUCCCCCGAAUCCUCGCUUGCGUCUGCAUCUCCAACACCUCGUAUUUGCUGCUCCUCCUUGUCUUUCUCUCACCUUUCUCCCUUUUCUCACCCCGAGGCGGCCUCCUGCCCAUCUUGCUUAUCCUCGAAAUCUAUCCGACACGGCAGUAUAGAUACAGGCUCUCUCACUUUCUUCCGACGUCCGAUCCAAUCUUCUCAAAUCGCCCCAUCCUCCAAACGCCUGGCCGGCUUGCGUCACAUUUUUCUUGUUUAGCUCUAACCGACACCCCCGACCACCGAAUAACAAUCUCUUGGCUGCUAGCUGUUCCUCCGGAAUCCAUCGCCAGAUCUACGAUAUAGUUUUACACUAUUCUACUCGGCGAUCGAUUCUAUACAACUACCUUCACCCUACACACCAUACCUGUUUAGCAAUCGCUCGACAAUGGCGAAUGCCAACCCGGCAAACGUCAUCCGAAGAAAGCUCGUCAUUGUUGGUGACGGUGCUUGCGGAAAGACGAGUUUGCUUAGCGUUUUCACAUUAGGAUACUUCCCUACAAACUACAUCCCGACAGUAUUCGAAAACUAUGUGACAGAUUGCCGAGUAGAUGGCAAGUCGGUACAGCUUGCUCUGUGGGAUACCGCAGGCCAGGAAGACUAUAGACGACUUCGACCUUUAGCCUAUGCCAAAGCCCACGUCAUCCUGAUAGCCUUCUCCGUUGACAACCCCGACUCGCUUGAAAAUGCCAAGCACGAGUGGGUGGAAGAAGUUGUGGAACUAUGUCCGGGAGUUCCCAUCAUCCUCGUCGGUCUGAAGAAAGACUUGCGAGAAGACCCCGUCGCUAUUGAGGAAAUGCGCAAGAAGUCCCUCCGAUUUGUUACCAGCCAUGACGGAGAAGCCGCUGCGCGCGAGGUCAACGCCAAGAAGUACCUCGAAUGCUCGAGUCUGAGCGGCGAGGGCGUCGACGACGUCUUUGAGGCGGCCACGCGAGCCGCUCUGCUGACAUUUGAAAAGUCCGAAGGCAGCGGCUGCUGUGUAAUUUUGUGAGCAAUCCUUUUUCACGACUACAUGUUUAAAAGAAAGCGAUACACGAACACUGCUGGCACUUUAUCCGAGACCAAAAAACACCAAAAAAGAAUGGUUGAAUGCAGGGCAUCCAGCCGAACCCAAACACCGGGCUUUCUAGUCAGCGACACCAUGCAUUGAGAUAUGGCUACCAGGGACCGGGCCAACCGACAGCGACUUUGCUUAUUUUUUUUGUUAUUUUGCCAAACAUUGAUCCAACCACCACAGCCUCACUCCCCUCGUUUCACACCAAGACAGCAGCAUUGGUAUCCAAACAGAACAAACGGCAAUGCGUCAGGGCUGCAGGUGCCCAGGCGUGCCACCAAGCCACAAAGGUCGGAGCUGAGCCUUAGCUGAAGGUGCGAUACGUGCGGCGCAGCAAUAAUCCGACCGACAUUACCUGUUUCCGUUUAUGAGAUUGGGACAAGUUAAUGCCUUCACACUCUGUUCUGCGGUCUUGUUCCUGUUCAUUGUUAUCGGCUCGUGCUUCAGGUUGAGCGAGCCCUCCGGCUAUUGUCUACUACACAUGUGCAGAUGUUUGUUUGCAUUUUUAUUUUAUUUUUCACCAUCGUUUGAGCUGCAUUUCGUUUCUUCUUGUUCUUGUUUUAUUUUAUUGGAUUGCUGGGUCGAUAAUUGUUUGGGUUAUAAAAAGCAGCGUGGGGGGGCACUUGGGCCCUCGAGCGACAGAUGCCAAACUUGGGCAUCAAUACAACAUAACAUAUUGCAUUCUACUGUAUGCACAAGCUCCAUGUUCACUGUGAUGUGUAGAUACAAAGUAUAAUGAUACAGAUUUUGUGUAUUCAGCUAAAUGCCACUGUCUUAUUACAUUUCAUGGUUCAAAGAACCCCGUUACCGAAACACCGCGAUCUCAUAACAAUAUUGAACGAUUACCACAGAGACAACUGCAGACCAAGGCCAAAGUUAACAAGCAUCAGGUGCUUUGAAACAAGAUGAAGCAAACCAAACUAAUCCAACUGGGGAAGCCAAUGAAGAAAGGGGAGAAAAAGAAAAUAUUGUACAAUGCUGUAAUAAAAAGGCAAACCGUUCUUUGUUGAACACCCCUGACUGAUAAUACCGUGAAAAUAUACAGAAUAAAACAAAGAGACAAAUGCUUUUUGGAGAAAGAAAGUCCGCUUUAUGAUCGCUUCCAGUCGUGGUUCCAUGCCUGCUUUGCCGGGCUAUCGGUCUGGAAUCGAGCAUACUCGAUAGGAAUGGCGUCGGUGCCCCAAACGCCCUUCUUUUCCAUGGCUACGCGGUACAGGUAACCUUCGCCGCGCUCACCAGGUCCAGCGCUGAGGCGAAGCUCCUCACAAGCCUUGUACAUGCUGUCAUGCAUUCGCAUGCGCUCCUGCUCAAUGGCAAGAUGCUGGUUGCGGCGGAAGAGCUGCCACGCGCGGUGGAUGGUCCAGUGGCGAACGUGGCGCGAUCGAGCCAUUCGAAGGGGAGGAGGGGCGGGCGUAAACAUAUUUUUGCGGAGGACCUUGAGGCGCUUCCAGUUUUCGGUGCGAACAAUGGCAUGCUUCUUGCGGAUAGGAGGACCGGUCGAGACCGCUUGACGGGCCAUGACGGACGAUGAGGUGCUAAAGGUGCGGAUGGUCGCGUUGGCAGCCGUGCCAAGGUUCAGGCGGCUCAUCAAGCCGCUAAUGGAGGACAUGGUUGCUCGUUAUUCGGAUGAGGGUAGCCUCUUGCCUGCAAAGGAUUGGAAUGGAGGACGUGGGCAGGGUCGGAACUCGUACAGAUCGUCGUCGGUUCGCUUGCGCUUGUUGCUGGGGCUGGUGGCGGCAGGAGGAGUGGUGGACUCGAGCGUGCUUGGUGUGUGAUUACCAGAUGCAGAGCUGGAGUCUUGAUCUUCAGUGAGCUCAGAUGUAGAUUCAGGCUCAGGAGAAGGGGAAGAACUAAUGUAGGGUGCUAGCACGUCGACAAGAGCUUGUGCCCCAGGAUCUACACAAAGGGUCUGGUGAAAGACGUCUGGAUCUUCGGCAGCUGGUUCUUGGUGUUCCUCGAAGUGGUAUCUGGCGAAUUGAUCUUGCACGAAUUGAUCUUCAACGACAGGUUCUUCCGCGACAGGUUCUUCAGCAGCUGGGGUUGCGUAGUAUAGGUCGUCGUUGGAUCUCUCUUCUGUUGUAAUUGGCGCCUGCUGCUGUUGCUGCUCGGUCGUCAAUUGAGGCUCGACAGGGGCGACGACGCAAGCUGGAAGUGUGUCUGUUGGCUCCGCUGGUUCUGCUGGUUCCGCUUGCGGUGCGCGGCGGUUCGGUCCCGGUUGUCGGAGAUAUUGAUGCAGCGACUGAAAGGUACUGAAGGCAAUGUACGGAUCAGCGUCGACUGCGCGCAAAUUGUUUAUGUGGAAGGGGUCGUUGAGGAAGACGUGUGUGUGAUAAAAAGGGAAAAUGCCCUCCUAAUAGAAAAUGUUAGCUGUGCUGGAGCGGAUAAAAAGUUAUCCCGGGCUGUGGGCGUGG